UCCUCUAAAUCGAUAUGGCAGCUCUGCCACAUAUCACAGCUGUUUUACUGUGGAAUGCAUUUCGGAUUCCGUGAUCUUGUUAUUUAAUAACUCAUAAAUGUGUAAUUUAAUCAAUUAAAAAUAUUAAGAUGCUAAUUUUACGUCACAUGCGUCCUGGUAGUGGGCUACCAUGGAUUAGCUGGCGUCGUUUAAUUACCCAAAGUUGCACAGGAAACAAGAACUUAGAUCUGACAAAUGAGGUAAAACAUAGAAUAGAAGGCCACUGGAAAGAGCACCUCAGCGGCGGGCAGUUUGACCCCCAGAAUACCAAAAACAAGUACUAUGUACUCUCAAUGUUUCCAUAUCCAUCGGGAAAUCUCCAUAUGGGCCAUGUGCGAGUUUAUACCAUCGCAGAUGCUGUGGCACGUUUCCAGCGUAUGUGCGGCAAGAAUGUGUUCCAGCCCAUGGGGUGGGAUUCAUUUGGGCUGCCGGCAGAGAAUGCUGCCAAUCAACGGGGAGUGGAACCGGCUUCUUGGACGGAGCAAAACAUAGACCAAAUGAGGAAGCAGCUUAAAAGACUGGGAUGCUCCUUUGACUGGAACCACGAACUUUCCACCUGCAGUCCCCAGUACUACCGGUGGACUCAACAUCUGUUCCUCAUGCUCCAUCGCCACGGAUUGGCCUAUCAGAACGAGGCUUUGGUGAACUGGGAUCCGGUCGACAAGACUGUGCUGGCAGACGAACAGGUGGAUGCCAAUGGUUGCUCCUGGCGUUCCGGGGCUAAGGUGGAGAAAAAGCUGCUGCGCCAAUGGUUCAUUCGGACGAGUGCCUACGCAAAGCAGCUGCUGGAUGGACUGGAGGAUCCGACACUGCGGGAUUGGCGGGAUAUAAUUAACCUGCAACGCCAUUGGAUUGGAGAAUGCGAUGGUCAUGCCUUUACGCUGUUAACCUCCGCCUCCGGGCUGCUACGUGUUUGGACCGCUCAUCCCGAACACCUUAAAGAUCCUCAUGCGUUUUUGGUCCUUCGUAGCAACCACCAUCUGUCGAAGAUAGAAGAUUCCAGCAUUCUCAGCGUGGAGAACCCCUUUGCGGGCACUACAAUGCCUGUGGUAUUUGGUGAUAAUGUGAAAUUCCCGUCAAAGUGCGAUGUUUACCUAGCAGCCCCCAGUUUCCGCAGCGAAGACAAAGAGCUCUGGGACUCGCAUGGCCUGGCGUUUUGUUCCAAUGGUCACGAUGAAGCAAGUCUGAAUCCUGGUAACUGGGAGCUUCUUCGAAAGGAGGUCUUGCAGGCAGCAACUCGCUUGAAUGUGGGAGGCUAUCGAGUGUCUUCCAAGCUGCAAGAUUGGCUGAUCUCGCGGCAACGCUAUUGGGGAACCCCUAUUCCCAUAGUACACUGUUCCAAAUGUGGCGCAGUGGCUGUGCCAGAGGAACAGCUACCAGUCACCCUGCCGCCAAAGAACUCGCCCAAGGAAGCAUUUCUCUGCGAGUGCCCAAAGUGUGGGCAAAAGGAUGCUCGACGUGAAACCGAUACCAUGGACACAUUUGUGGACAGCUCCUGGUAUUACCUGCGUUACUUGGAUGCCCAAAACUCUGAGCGUAUUUUCGACUCGGAGCUUGCCAAUCGCUUCAUGCCCGUUGAUUUGUAUAUUGGCGGAAAAGAGCACGCCGUGCUGCAUCUGUAUUAUGCCCGUUUUAUGAACCACUUCCUGCACAGCUGCGGACUUUCCCCCACGAGCGAACCCUUCUCCCGACUGCUGGUCCAGGGCAUGGUCAUGGGUCGCUCUUUCAGGGUGAAAGGCAGUGGUCGUUAUGUUCCAGAAGCAGAGGUAGAGGUUGUGAACGCCAAGAAGAAUCAAGCCGUGCUAAAAGAAACCAAAGAACAGGUGGUCAUGGGCUGGGAAAAGAUGUCCAAGUCGAAGCUGAAUGGCGUAGAGCCUAGCGACAUGUUCGAUGAAUAUGGUACGGACACCACGCGUCUCAUUAUCCUGGCCGACGUGGCGCCCACUUCCCAUCGCAAUUGGUCCAGUGCGACGUUUCCUGGCAUUCUUAACUGGCAGAAGCGUUUGUGGCUAACUCUGGAGGACUUCCAAGCCGCCAGAGAAGAUACAUCUCCUGCUCAAGUGGACGUUAACAGCGAGGAGUUCCUUGCUGACGAUGCAAAGCUCUUUGAUGCAAGAAACUUCUACGUUAAAGGAGCUACCUUUAACUAUCGGCAUGCUCAUCAAUUGAGUGUGGCUAUCUCCAAGAUGCAAGGACUGACCAACUCCCUGAGGCGAACACCCAAACACAUACUGCGCCAUGGGAAGCAAUUUGAAAGGGCCCUAGCAGCCCAAAUCAUCAUGCUGGCACCGAUGGCGCCGCAUUUUGCCUCCGAACUGUGGUCCAAGUUUGUGGCUGUUCCAGGAAGACUGAAUCCAGCCAGUCAGGAGCUGCAGUGGACCGAAGAUGUGCUGGCCCAGCGUUGGCCGGACAUUGACGCCGCCUAUAAUCUCGACCUGAGCAUCAAAGUGAAUGGGUUUGAGAACUGUGUGAUCAAGGUGCAACGUACUCUCCUCGACAAGGUAUCGCACAGCGAUGCCUUGGACAUAGCCUUCAACACGGAGUCUGUUACCUCUUACCUCAUUGACAAAAAAAUUCGGACCACCAACUUUGUGCUCUACCCGGGCAUAGAAGCGAUUUUGAAUAUCUAUGUGGAUAAGGUACAGAAGAAGCAAAAGCCGGAAAAAAGCGAUGAUGCGGAGGCUCUGCCUCGGGUGUAGGAUAAACAAACUAGAAAUUAUAGGAAUCGGAGCAAUACUACUUAUUUAAAACUAGGUAAUUUAGCAAAGAUGGAAUGAUUUUAAAUAGUAAACAUUUUUUUAUUUUUAA
Molecule: messenger RNA, 2847 nt
Organism: Drosophila ananassae
Lineage: Eukaryota; Metazoa; Arthropoda; Insecta; Diptera; Drosophilidae
Gene: LeuRS-m
Product: probable leucine--tRNA ligase, mitochondrial
Exons: 4
Coding region: 129-2738 (869 amino acids)
Biological process (GO): mitochondrial translation; leucyl-tRNA aminoacylation
Cellular component (GO): mitochondrion
Molecular function (GO): leucine-tRNA ligase activity; ATP binding
Source: RefSeq, a predicted model, not a curated record